Molecule: messenger RNA, 1278 nt
Organism: Kwoniella botswanensis
Lineage: Eukaryota; Fungi; Basidiomycota; Tremellomycetes; Tremellales; Cryptococcaceae
Exons: 10
Coding region: 1-1278 (425 amino acids)
Cellular component (GO): membrane
Molecular function (GO): monoacylglycerol lipase activity
Source: RefSeq, a predicted model, not a curated record
AUGCCUCAGAACCCAGCUUGGGAAUUGAUUGAGCCAUAUUUGGUAAAUACUGGAUUAUACCAUAUACCUGAUCCCACAUACGGACGAUAUAUCACUCCUCGUUAUCCACCUCAUACUGAAAUACUAGACGAUCCCAAUAUAAUCUCCAAAUAUCGUAGAGUAUUCUUACCGCCCUAUAAAUCAUUCAAGAACCUACAUGAAGCGUACGACACCACGCAGAUUAUCUAUUCCGAAGAUGUCAGUCUGACUUUACAGGAGGUAGAAGAGGGAGUGAAAAGAGGUGGAAGAUGGGUAUGUUACAGUACUUGGGAAUAUAAGGACGAACCGCAAGGUGGUUGGGAAGAGGGUGGGAAAGGUUUAGGCAAAGAUAUGAUUCUAUGUCAUGGACUAGGCGAUUAUGGAUUGAGAUAUACACCUCAUUUACAUCAUUUUCUAAAAGCUGGAUUUAGAGUGAUCAUACCUGAUUUACCAUCUUACGGUCGAUCAACAGGCGUUCAUUCUUAUCUACCAUCUUUCCUUGUCCUUCCCGCUGCACUACAUGUCUGCUUGACGGAUGUGGUUCAGCAAGAUUUGGCGAAUGGUAGAGAACAGAGAAAGGUAUUUUUGUGCGGAGCAUCCAUGGGAGGAUGGACAGUAUUGUACUACCUACUCAAAUAUCCUCCAACCGAAUUCGCUUCGGAAGUCGCUUCCCAAGGAUCUCAAGCUGAUAGUCCCUUGCCUGAAGAGGGACAUGGAAAGGGUUACGAUAAUCUCGAAAGAGCAAAGAAAGAUGAAAAGGUCAGAAUCCACGUAUCAGGUGCAUACGUGAUUUGUCCAAUGGUCGAGGUAUCAAAAGAAUCUAUACCGCCCAAGAUCGUUCAGCAGAUUGGCCGAGCUAUAUCAUACGUAGCUGGUCCAUUGCCUUUCGUUCAAGGUGUAAGAGGUAGGGUAUCGGAUGAUCCUAGAGUAGAAGCUGAUUUCGAAGCGGAUCCAUUAUGCUAUCACGGAAAAUUACGAAUAGCCACUGGUUUAGCAGCAGUAGAAGCCAUGUCAGAACUGGAAAAACGAGCAGAAGAAAUCAAUGUUCCUAUAAAAUUGAUUCAUGGUAAUAAGGAUAGAGCAACUUCUCAUCAUGGUACAAUCAAGCUUUUCGACAGAUUACCCAAUCCAGAUAAACAAUUACAGAUAUUCGAUGACUACGAACAUGUGAUGUUAAAGGUUGGUAUUGAUCAGGCGGAUGACGAGAAGCGUCAGAGGGUGUUGGCGGAUUGGAGAGCGUGGUUAUUGGAGAGAUGUUGA